GGGAUGUCACCCCUGAGCCAGGAGAGGGACAAUGGGAAUCCUAACAAUGGGGGCUACAGCCAGGCUUACACCCCUGCAGAUGGCAUUUUGGGGCAGGAAGAGUCUGGGCUCUGCUUGGUCCAUGUGGCCUGGGUGGCCCAAGAUCCUUCCUAAAUGGGCCACGGAAUUCCUGCCCUGCAGGUCAUGGCCUGGUGGCCUGUGCAUCACCAGAAUGGGGACACUGGGCACCGAAUGUGCCCUUCUCACUGAGGCCAUCUGGCUAGCCGGUUGCUGGCCUCCAGGGAUGACGGCCUACAAGGAAGGAAGACUCUGCUCCAAGGCCACCAGCUGGGGCAACCCGCGCUCUGCUUCCACCCAGAGCCGAUUCAGCACCGUGAUCUUCGGCUUUGGUCCUCUCCAACCCGGCUCUUCCUCCCAGUAUGGGGGCCGCAUGGCUGUGGUUGUCCUCAGGAGUGGGGGUGGGGCGACGGCCCCGCGGGGGGCGGGCGGAGGUGUGGAGCUGCGGGAGCCCGCGGUGCACGCGCAGGGGGAUGCUGGGGACUCAGAGAAGCCUCGGGACCCCCAGGACCGCGCCCCACCCGGCCCUCCGAGCUCACCCAGCUCUGCCGCUUCCCCCAGCCCCGGAGGGGCGGGGCCUCGCGGGUGA
Messenger RNA from Cavia porcellus (domestic guinea pig), 646 nucleotides. RefSeq lists its product as uncharacterized. The record is from RefSeq and is a predicted model, not a curated record. NCBI's taxonomy places the organism in Eukaryota, Metazoa, Chordata, Mammalia, Rodentia, Caviidae. Bases 32 to 646 code for a protein of 204 amino acids. The transcript is spliced from 2 exons.